AUGGCAACCACGACGCUCCUCUCGCCCGCCGAGCUCGCCUACCUGCACAGCACCCUCAGCCUCACCCCGCCCAUCCGGCCCGACGGCCGCACCGCGACCCAGUUCCGGCCCCUGACCGCCGAGACAGGCAUUCUGCCGGGCACCAACGGCUCCGCGCGCAUCUGCUUCGCCGACGGCACCGAGGCCAUCGUCGGCGUCAAGGCCGAGGUUGAGAAGACCCGCCUGUCCCCCUACCAGGACCGCAACGGACGGCGGCAGGGCAGCAGGAGGAAAGGCCCGGCAAAGAGCAAGCAGGGCAAGCCCGAAGACAGCGAGGACAGCGGAGAAGAAGAAGACGGAGAGCUUCAGGAUGCCGAGGUCAAGGGCUCGAACGACUGGGUCGAGAUCAGCGUCGAGAUCCCCGGGUACCGAGACGACGACAGCUCGACCGUGUUCCUGGGCACCAUGCUGAGCGAGGCCCUGCUGGCGGAUGGAGACUUCACGAGACGGCUGUGGAUCAACCGCCGGUUCCAUUGGAAGCUGUACAUCGACAUCAUACUCAUCUCCCCACCGCUCUCAUACCCUCUCCCCCUCCUCAGCCUGACGAGCCAUCUCGCCCUACUCUCGACCCGCCUGCCCAAGCUCAGGUCGGAGGCAGACGAAGACCCCAUGUUCGACGACGACUGGGCGGCCUCGACCUUCAUCUACCCCCAAACCGGAGAAGGCAGCAAGACGAGCGCGACCACACGCCCGCCCAUCACCCUCCUCGUCAUGGCGGUGGGCGACAACAUCAUCUUCGACCCGUCCAAGGAGGAGCUCGCCGUAGCCGACAGCGCGCUGGCCGUCUCGGUCGGCGAGGGCCAGGCCCUGCAGGAGAAAGCGGCGGAGGAGGGUACUAUGGAGGUAGACGCCAGCGGGGUCGAUGGCAAGCCCGGCCGGGCCCUGCGGCUGCUGUCGGUGCGGACCAUCGACCCGCCCUCGAGGCUGACGCCGCCGGGCGUGCCCAACUCGGUCAACGCGUCGGCGUGGGGCCAGGGCGGGGCGGCGAGCAAGAACCCAGACGCGCGGCAGGCCGAGACGGGGGACGUGGCCGGCGUGUGGAAGGCGCCGCGCGGCGGCAUGAAGCCGGCCGUGCUGGGCGCCAUGGUCGCCAAGGUCCUCGAGAAGGGCGGCGUGGCCGACGAGGUGUUGGACGGCCUGCAGGGCGUGGAGCUGGCAUAG
Molecule: messenger RNA, 1200 nt
Organism: Neoarthrinium moseri
Lineage: Eukaryota; Fungi; Ascomycota; Sordariomycetes; Amphisphaeriales; Apiosporaceae
Exons: 2
Coding region: 1-1200 (399 amino acids)
Biological process (GO): U5 snRNA 3'-end processing; exonucleolytic trimming to generate mature 3'-end of 5.8S rRNA from tricistronic rRNA transcript (SSU-rRNA, 5.8S rRNA, LSU-rRNA); nuclear polyadenylation-dependent rRNA catabolic process
Cellular component (GO): cytoplasmic exosome (RNase complex); nuclear exosome (RNase complex)
Source: RefSeq, a predicted model, not a curated record